GUCACCCGGAGGAGUUGGUCGCACAAUUAUGAAAGACUCGGCUUCUGCUGCUAGCGCCGGAGCUGAGUUAGUUCUGAGAAGGUUUCCCUGGGCUGUCCUUGUCCGGCGGCCUCUGCUGCCGCCUCCGGAGACGCUUCCCGAUAGAUGGCUGCAGGCCGCGGAGGAGGAGGUGGUGGAGUUGCUGCCCUUCCGGAGUCCGCCCCGUGAAGAGAAUGUCCCAGAAAUCCUGGAUAGAAAGCACUUUGACCAAGAGGGAAUGUGUAUAUAUUAUACCAAGUUCCAAAGACCCUCACAGAUGUCUUCCAGGAUGUCAAAUUUGUCAGCAGCUUGUCAGGUGUUUUUGUGGUCGCUUGGUCAAGCAACAUGCUUGUUUUACUGCAAGUCUUGCCAUGAAAUACUCAGAUGUGAAAUUGGGUGACCAUUUUAAUCAGACAUUAGAAGAAUGGUCUGUGGAAAAGCAUACAGAACAGAGCCCAACGGAUGCUUAUGGAGUCAUAAAUUUUCAAGGGGGUUCUCACUCCUACAGAGCUAAGUAUGUGAGACUAUCAUAUGACACCAAACCUGAAGUCAUUCUGCAACUUCUGCUGAAAGAAUGGCAGAUGGAAUUACCCAAACUUGUUAUCUCUGUACAUGGUGGCAUGCAGAAAUUUGAGCUUCACCCAAGAAUCAAGCAGCUGCUUGGAAAGGGUCUUAUUAAAGCUGCAGUUACAACCGGAGCCUGGAUUUUAACUGGAGGAGUAAAUACAGGUGUUGCAAAACAUGUUGGUGAUGCCCUCAAAGAACAUGCUUCCAGAUCAUCUCGGAAGAUUUGCACUAUUGGAAUAGCUCCAUGGGGAGUGAUAGAAAACAGAAAUGAUCUUGUUGGGAGAGAUGUGGUUGCUCCUUAUCAAACCUUAUUGAACCCUCUGAGCAAAUUGAAUGUUCUAAACAACCUACAUUCCCAUUUCAUAUUGGUGGAUGACGGCACUGUUGGAAAGUAUGGGGCAGAAGUCAGACUGAGAAGAGAACUUGAAAAAACUAUUAAUCAGCAAAGAAUUCAUGCUAGAAUUGGUCAAGGUGUCCCUGUAGUGGCACUUAUUUUUGAAGGUGGGCCCAAUGUUAUCCUCACAGUUUUAGAAUACCUUCAGGAAAGUCCUCCUGUUCCAGUUGUCGUAUGUGAAGGAACAGGUAGAGCUGCAGAUCUACUAGCAUACAUUCAUAAACAAACAGAAGAAGGAGGGAAUCUGCCUGAUGCAGCAGAGCCUGAUAUUAUUUCAACUAUCAAAAAAACAUUUAACUUUGGCCAGAGUGAAGCAGUUCACUUAUUUCAAACACUGAUGGAGUGCAUGAAAAGAAAAGAGCUCAUCACUGUUUUUCACAUUGGAUCAGAUGAACAUCAAGAUAUAGACAUAGCAAUACUUACUGCACUACUUAAAGGCACUAAUGCAUCUGCAUUUGACCAGCUCAUCCUUACUUUGGCAUGGGAUAGAGUUGACAUUGCCAAAAAUCAUGUAUUUGUUUAUGGACAGCAGUGGCUGGUUGGAUCUUUGGAACAAGCCAUGCUUGAUGCUCUUGUAAUGGAUAGAGUUGCUUUUGUGAAACUUCUCAUUGAAAAUGGAGUAAGCAUGCAUAAAUUCCUUACCAUUCCUAGACUGGAAGAACUUUACAACACUAAACAAGGUCCAACUAAUCCAAUGCUAUUUCAUCUUGUUCGAGAUGUCAAACAGGGAAAUCUUCCUCCAGGAUAUAAGAUCACUCUAAUUGAUAUAGGACUUGUUAUUGAAUAUCUUAUGGGAGGAACCUAUAGAUGCACCUACACUCGGAAACGUUUUCGAUUAAUAUAUAAUAGUCUUGGUGGAAAUAAUCGGAGGUCUGGCCGAAAUACCUCCAGCAACACUCCUCAGUUGAGAAAGAGUCAUGAGUCUUUCGGCAAUAGGGCAGAAAAAAAGGAAAAAAUGAGGCAUAAUCACUUCAUCAAAACAGCACAGCCCUACCGACCAAAGAUUGAUACAGCUGUUGAAGAAGGGAAGAAAAAAAGAACCAAAGAUGAAAUUGUAGAUAUUGAUGAUCCAGAAGCCAAGCGCUUUCCUUAUCCACUCAAUGAACUGUUAAUUUGGGCUUGCCUUAUGAAGAGGCAGGUCAUGGCCCGUUUUUUAUGGCAGCAUGGUGAAGAAUCAAUGGCUAAAGCAUUAGUUGCCUGUAAGAUCUAUCGUUCAAUGGCAUAUGAAGCAAAGCAGAGUGACUUAGUAGAUGAUACUUCAGAAGAAUUGAAACAGUAUUCUAAUGAUUUUGGUCAACUGGCAGUUGAAUUACUAGAACAGUCCUUCAGACAAGAUGAAACCAUGGCUAUGAAAUUGCUCACUUACGAACUGAAAAACUGGAGUAAUUCCACCUGCCUUAAGUUAGCAGUUUCUUCAAGACUUAGACCUUUUGUAGCCCACACUUGUACACAAAUGUUGUUAUCCGAUAUGUGGAUGGGAAGGCUAAAUAUGAGGAAAAAUUCCUGGUACAAGGUCAUAUUAAGCAUUUUAGUUCCACCUGCCAUACUAAUGCUAGAAUAUAAAACUAAGGCUGAAAUGUCCCAUAUUCCACAAUCUCAAGAUGCCCAUCAGAUGACAAUGGAAGACAGUGAAAACAACUUUCAAAACAUAACAGAAGAGAUUCCCAUGGAAGUAUUUAAGGAAGUGAGAAUACUGGGCAGUACUGAAGGAAAGAAUGAAAUGGAGAUACAAAUAAAAUCAAAAAAGCUUCCGAUCACACGGAAGUUUUAUGCUUUUUAUCAUGCACCAAUUGUAAAAUUCUGGUUUAACACGUUGGCAUACUUAGGAUUUCUGAUGCUUUAUACAUUUGUGGUUCUUGUACAAAUGGAACGAUUACCCUCAGUUCAAGAAUGGAUUGUUAUUGCUUAUAUUUUUACUUAUGCUAUUGAGAAAGUCCGUGAGGUCUUUAUGUCUGAAGCUGGGAAAAUAAGCCAGAAGAUUAAAGUGUGGUUUAGCGAUUACUUCAAUAUCAGUGAUACAAUUGCCAUAAUUUCUUUCUUCAUUGGAUUUGGGCUAAGAUUUGGAGCAAAAUGGAACUUUGAAAAUGCAUAUGAUAAUCAUGUUUUUGUGGCUGGAAGAUUAAUUUACUGUCUUAACAUAAUAUUUUGGUAUGUGCGUUUGCUAGAUUUUCUAGCUGUAAAUCAACAGGCAGGACCUUAUGUAAUGAUGAUUGGAAAAAUGGUGGCCAAUAUGUUCUACAUUGUAGUGAUUAUGGCUCUUGUAUUACUUAGUUUUGGUGUUCCCAGAAAGGCAAUACUUUAUCCUCGUGAAGUACCAUCUUGGACUCUUGCUAAAGAUAUAGUUUUUCAUCCAUACUGGAUGAUUUUUGGUGAAGUCUAUGCAUAUGAAAUAGAUGUGUGUGCAAAUGAUUCCACUAUCAAGGAAAUCUGUGGUCCCGGGACAUGGUUGACUCCAUUUCUUCAAGCGGUCUACCUCUUUGUACAGUAUAUCAUUAUGGUCAAUCUUCUUAUUGCAUUUUUCAACAAUGUGUAUUUACAAGUGAAGGCAAUUUCUAAUAUUGUAUGGAAGUACCAACGUUAUCAUUUUAUUAUGGCUUAUCAUGAGAAACCAGUUCUGCCUCCACCACUUAUAAUUCUCAGCCAUAUAGUUUCUCUGUUUUGCUGUAUAUGUAAAAGAAGAAAAAAAGAUAAGACUUCAGAUGGACCGAAACUUUUUUUAACGGAAGAAGAUCAGAAAAAACUUCAUGAUUUUGAAGAGCAGUGUGUUGAAAUGUAUUUUAAUGAAAAAGAUGACAAAUUUCAUUCUGGAAGUGAAGAAAGAAUUCGUGUCACUUUUGAAAGAGUGGAGCAGAUGUGCAUUCAGAUUAAAGAAGUUGGAGAUCGUGUCAACUAUAUAAAAAGAUCACUGCAGUCAUUAGAUUCUCAAAUUGGUCAUUUGCAAGAUCUUUCAGCCCUGACUGUAGAUACAUUAAAAACACUUACUGCUCAGAAAGCUUCAGAAGCUAGCAAAGUUCACAAUGAAAUUACACGAGAAUUGAGCAUUUCCAAACAUUUAGCUCAAAACCUUAUUGAUGAUGGUCCAGUAAGACCUUCUGUGUGGAAAAAGCACAGUGUUGUAAAUACCCUUAGCUCCUCUCUUCCUCAAGGUGAUCUUGAAAGUAAUAAUCCUUUUCUUGGUAAUAUUUUUAUAAAAGAUGAAAAAGAUACCCAGUGCCACAUAUUUGGUCAGGAUUUACCUGUAGUACCCCAGAGAAAAGAAUUCCAUUUUCCAGAGGCUGGUUCCUCUUGUGGUGCCUUAUUCCCAAGUGCUGUUUCCCCUCCAGAACUUCGGCAGAGACUCCAUGGGGUAGAAACCUUAAAGAUGUUUAAUAAAACUCAGAAACUAGGCAGCUCAUCUAACAGCACACCCCAUCUGUCAUCCCCACCAACCAAAGUUUUUGUCAGCACGCCAUCCCAGCCCAGUUGCAAGAGGCACUUGGAAACUGUAACCAAAGAUCAAGAAACUGUUGGCUCAAGAGCAGCAGAAGGAGAUACUAUAGAGUUUGGAGCCUUCAUAGGACACAAAGAUAGCAUGAAUUACUUACAGAGGUUUAGAGAAACAUCAAAGAUAAAAGAAAUAUCCAAUGAUACUCCUUCUGAAAACAUUCUGAAACAUAAGAGUUCUCAUGGUGGAUUUACUGAGUGUCACAAAACUUCUGUUCCUCUUCAUUCAGAACAAGUGGAAAGAAGCAGUAGAAGGCCAUCUACAGAAGAAACUCAUGAAGUAGAUUCCAAAGCAGCUUUAUUGCCGGAUUGGUUACAAGAUAGACCAUCAAACAGAGAAAUGCCAUCUGAAGAAGGAACAUUAAAUGGUCUCGCUUCUCCAUUUAAGCCAGUUAUGGAUACAAAUUACUAUUACUCAGCUGUGGAAAGAAAUAACUUGAUGAGAUUAUCCCAGAGCAUUCCAUUUACACCUGUGCCUCCAAGAGGUGAGCCUGUCACUGUGUAUCGCUUGGAAGAGAGUUCGCCCAACAUACUGAAUAACAGCAUGUCUUCUUGGUCACAGCUAGGCCUCUGUGCCAAAAUAGAGUUUUUAAGUAAAGAAGAGAUGGGAGGAGGUUUACGGAGAGCUGUCAAAGUACAGUGUACCUGGUCAGAACAUGAUAUCCUCAAAUCAGGACAUCUUUAUAUUAUCAAAUCUUUUCUUCCCGAGGUGGUUAACACAUGGUCAAGUAUUUAUAAAGAAGACACAGUUCUACAUCUCUGUCUCAGAGAAAUUCAGCAACAGAGAGCAGCACAAAAGCUCACAUUUGCCUUCAACCAAAUGAAACCCAAAUCCAUACCAUAUUCUCCAAGGUUCCUUGAAGUUUUCCUGCUGUACUGCCAUUCAGCAGGACAGUGGUUUGCUGUGGAAGAAUGUAUGACUGGAGAAUUUAGAAAAUACAACAAUAAUAAUGGUGAUGAGAUUAUUCCAACUAAUACACUGGAAGAGAUCAUGCUAGCCUUUAGCCACUGGACUUACGAAUAUACAAGAGGGGAGUUACUGGUACUUGAUUUACAAGGCGUAGGUGAAAAUUUGACUGACCCAUCUGUGAUAAAAGCAGAAGAAAAGAGAUCCUGUGAUAUGGUUUUUGGUCCAGCAAAUCUAGGAGAAGAUGCAAUAAAAAACUUUAGAGCAAAACAUCACUGUAAUUCUUGCUGUAGAAAGCUUAAACUUCCAGAUCUGAAGAGGAAUGACUAUACACCUGAUAAAAUUAUUUUUCCUCAGGAUGAGCCUUCGGAUUUGACUCUUCAGCCUGGAAAUGCUACCAAAGAAUCAGAAUCAACUAACUCUAUUCGUCUCAUGUUAUAAUAUUACUGAAUCAUUGGUCUUGCCCACAUCUCACAAAAAUGUUACUGUAUCACUUUCCUUCAGGAGGAGAUAUGCUGAUCCUGGCCCAGUUAAAAGGUCGAUACUCUUGACCUGAUUAAACUAGUCAGUCAAGAACUCCCUAUAGGAUACAGCUGGCAGCUGUUAAAUUUUAAAGGUAAAGGAAAAUUAGUAUUUAUAACUUUUUACAUGGCUCUUUUUAGCAGAGCAUUUCAUUUGACUUUGUUCUGAUGAGGAUGAUACCCUCUUAUGCGGUUCAGUGUCAUUAACCAAAGUUAGGUGUCUGUGCAGAUUGUGUUGGCAGCUGGUUUACUGCUAUUCAGCUAUUGAAAUGAAGAAAUCACCCAUCCUUCGGUUAAAUGGCAGUCAAGCGCCUUCCUCUUUGUGUUUCAGUGUGUUCACUGAUAAUGUCACUAGCUCCCAGCUAGAUGCCUGCUGGCCACAGGAAAGGAGAUUGCUUUUUAUAAUUCUAGAUCCAUAGGGAUAUGUCUGACCUGAAAACCAUUUUCUAAGAGGGACCUUAUGAGUCAGAGUUAGGCUCCAUAUUUAAAGACACAGCCAGUUUUUUGUUAAAUGGAGCCCAAAUUGUGCAAAAGUAUUAGUGGGUUUUUUUUUAACAUUGUUUUAUCAAUAUCACAUAAUUACUAAGUAGAAGAAAACCAUGGUAGAUUGGUAUAACCUAAAUAUAUCAAGAGAAUUUCAAGAGAAGUUACCUUGUAAGACAAAUUAAAGUGCUUUUUCCCUACCUGUGUCUGUAGUGACAACCUGGAAGUCACAUACCUCUCCAAAGAUUUUAUUGACCAGCAUGUCAAAUCAGAAUGUAAACAUGCACUCCUGCAUAUAUUUAAACUUGUGUAGGAACAUCUGAAUAUGAAUAUUGUUUGUGGUACUUAAGAAAUAGAGUUGGAUUAUCAUUAUGUGAUGUUGGGAGUUUGCAAUGCAAUUUAUGCCAAUCAACUGUAAUUUAACUGCCCCAGAUAUUGUUGAAUCCUCAACAGGAAGAAAAGCUUUUCAGAUGACUAUAAGUUUUAUGCUUUGAUUUUUUUUUCCCCUUUUUUGUCCUAGGUACUAAUCUUAAUUUUUAUUUGGGAGGGAGCAAUGUAAAUCUUACUUGUAUUCAGUAGUGUAUCUCAUAGAUACAGACAAGGCAAGAAGAGAUAAGCUGUUUAAAUACUGUUUAAUAUUGAGCGGGGAGAAAGAAAAAGUGUAUCAAAGAUAUUAUACUAUAUACAUUUUGUAUAUCAUUAAAUCUUUAAAAAGAAAUUAAAUUUAUUCUUGUUUACA
Molecule: messenger RNA, 7112 nt
Organism: Manis pentadactyla (Chinese pangolin)
Lineage: Eukaryota; Metazoa; Chordata; Mammalia; Pholidota; Manidae
Gene: TRPM7
Product: transient receptor potential cation channel subfamily M member 7
Exons: 39
Coding region: 213-5810 (1865 amino acids)
Biological process (GO): calcium ion transport; protein tetramerization; protein phosphorylation
Cellular component (GO): membrane
Molecular function (GO): calcium channel activity; protein serine/threonine kinase activity; ATP binding
Source: RefSeq, a predicted model, not a curated record